Messenger RNA from Coregonus sp. 'balchen', 11611 nucleotides. The record is from the annotation of a GenBank genome assembly. NCBI's taxonomy places the organism in Eukaryota, Metazoa, Chordata, Actinopteri, Salmoniformes, Salmonidae.
AUGGAAACUAUUCUGUUCUUCCUCUUUUCACUCAUGGUGUAUGUGGCUGGUAAGUGCCCCCUCCUCCCCUCCACCACUACCACCAACACCAGCACGACUACCGCACUAUCCACAGAGAGGCAGGAGACACAGGGGAGGGCCGUGUCAUGACAUGGCAGGCAUGGGGUUUUGACUGAACAUUAAUGGACUAACUUAUUCUGGAGACUGUGGCUUCCUACCUUUGCAUGCAUUGUACAGUGCGUGUGGGUGUUGAUAUGUAUAUCCCAAGUAUAAUGUAAUAUAUUGUAUAUCACAAGUAUAUUUAGGCCGUGACACACACACACAGGAACUGUGUAACUCUUCCACACUCUUGUUAUGCCGUUAAGAAUCUAAACGUGAAGUCAUAGGUUCAAUACAUCACUUGAGAGAGCAACUGAGCCAUCCAUGUCAUGUCUUCUGGUGUUAUCCACACUGUUUGCCUCUCACUCUUUCUUGUUUGUCAAUCAGACUAACAUUCCACAUUCUAUUGCUUUUGUGUUUUCCCACCUCUGUUCACUUCACAUUCUUUUCGACCUCCCUCUUUUCCUGCCCUCCUUCCCACCUCUGUUCACUUCACAUUCUUUUCGACCUCCCUCUUUUCCUGCCCUCCUUCCAUGUUUCCUGACACCCGUUCCGUAUCCUCUCCAUUCUUUCAUCUGUGUUUUGUUCACACUGCCUGUUCUGUUUUCUCUUUCUUUCACCCUUUCUUAUUUUGUCUCGUUUCUGUCUCCAGACUAUACAUCUCUCCUUUUCCCUCUUCCAUUUCUCCAUCUCUAGAUGUACAUUAUCCUCCAUUCAUCUCCCUCCCACUAUAAUUCAAUGUUUUUCAUGCACUGACUCCCCAUUCUGUGUGAUUCCCUGUCUGUUGAUGUGAAUACACAUGCUGAGUAGAGUGCACACACACGCACGCAUACACACACACAUAAUGGGGUAGUGUAGCAGAUAGAAGGUCUGGGGUUUGUGCAAUGGGCCGGACAGUGUUUGCUGAUGGGAAUUUAGGAAAUUAAUUGACACAGGGAGCGAGGGUUGGAAGAAUAGAGUAGGGGAGGAGGAGGACAGGGGGAUAACUGAGACGGUCCAUUCAACGAAUCAUCCACACGGCCAGUGCCAUUUCACAACCGGAUGUGAAUACCGUAACCUGUCAAGAUCCCUAUCCAAGCUCUGGAUGUGACAUCUUAUUGUAGUUAAAAUAAGAGCCAAUAAAGACCAUCAGAAUUUUGAAUUCUGUUCUAAGAAAUCAUAAGAGUCUCUCUCUCCCUCUCUCUCUCUCUCUCUUAGUAGUAGCAGACCCAAAUGCUGAGGGUGAGUAACCUGUGUGUAAUCAAUGUGUUUAGCCAUGUUAAGCCCAGCCCCAUUAUGCUGUUAGGUACACUACAAGUCAAAAGUUUGGACACACCUACUCAUUCAAGGGUUUUUCUUUAUUUUUUACUAUUUUUUACAUUGUAGAAUAAUAGUGAAGACAUCUAAAAAUAUGAAAUAACACAUAUGGAAUCAUGUAGAAAAAAAAAAGUGUUAAACAAAUCAAAAUAUAUUUGAUAUUUGAGAUUCUUCAAAUAGCCACCCUUUGCCUUGAUGACAGCUUUGCACACUUCACAUUCUCUCAACCAGCUUCACCUGGAAUGCUUUUCCAACAGUCUUGAAAGAGUUCCCACAUAUGCUGAGCACUUGUUGACUCAUCCCAAACCAUCUCAAUUGGGUUGAGGUCGGGGGAUUGUGGAGGCCAGGUCAUCUGAUGCAACAAUCCAUCACGCUCAUUUUUGGUAAAAUAGCCCUUACACAGCCUGGAGGUGUGUUGGGUCAAUGUCCUGUUGAAAAACAAAUGAUAGUCCCACUAAGCCCAAACCAGAUGGGAUAGCGUAUCGCUGCAGAAUGCUAUAGUAGCCAUGCUGGUUAAGUGUGCCUUGAAUUAUAAAUAAAUCACAGACAGUGUCACCAGCUAAGCACCCCCAAACCAUAACACCUCCUCCUCCAUGCUUUACGGUGGGAACUACACAUGCAGAGAUCAUCCGUUCACCCACACUGCGUCUCACAAAGAAACGGCAGUUUGAACCAAGAAUCUCAAAUUUGGACUCCAGACCAAAGGACACAUUUAUAAUGUCCAUUGCUCGUGUUUCUUGGCCCAAGCAAGUCUCUUCUUAUUGGUGUCCUUUAGUAGUGGUUUCUUUGCAGCAAUUCAACCAUAAAGGCCUGAUUCACACAGUCUCCUCUGAACAGUUGAUGUUGAGCUGUGUCUGUUACUUGAACUCUGUGAAGCAUUUAUUUGGGCUGCAAUUUCUGAGGCUGGUAACUCUAAUGAACUUAUCCUCUGCAGCAGAGGUAACUCUGGGUCUUCCAGUCCUGUGGCUGUCCUCUUGAGAGCCAGUUUCAUCAUAGCGCUUGAUGGUUUUUGCGACUGCACUUGAAGAAACUUUCAAAGUUCUUGAAAUGUUCCAUAUUGACUGACCUUCCUGUCUUAAAGUAAUGAUGGACUGUUGUUUCUCUUUGCUUAUUUGAGCUGUUCUUGCCAUAAUAUGUACUUGGUCUUUUACCAAAUAGGGCUAUCUUCUGUAUACCCCCACCUACCUUGUCACAACACAACUGAUUGGCUCAAACGCAUUAAGAAGGAAAGGAAUUCCACAAAUUAACUUUUAAGAAGGCACACCUGUUAAUUGAAAUGCAUUCCACGUGACUACCUCAUGAAGCUGGUUGAGAGAAUGCCAAGAGUAUGCAAAGCUGUCAUCAAGGCAAAGGGUGGCUAUUUCAAAAACUCAAACAUAAAAUAUAUUUUGAUUUCUUUAACACUUUUUUGGUUACUACAUGAUUCCAUAUUUGUUACUUCAUGGUGUUGAUGUCUUCACUAUUAUUCUACAAAGUAGAAAAUAGUAAAAAUUAAGAAACACCCUUGAAUGAGUAGGUGUGUCCAAACUUUUGACUUUUGACUGGUACUGUAUGUACAGCAUUGAAAACUGCUAUGAUUGUUAGAUGUUCGAUACAGCUAGUAUCUCAUUGCCUUGCCUUUCUCUGUGCCUGUAUUUUCAGAUGGUAAAAAGGAAAAGAAAGAGGUGAACCCAUUUGUCUAUGGUAAGCAGACCACUGUUAGUGCAUCUUGAUGCUCUUUCCCAUCAACUGACAAUGUUCCAAUAGCCAUGAAAGAAGACUUUCAUAAGUAGAUGUCCCUCCUCUCUAUGUGUCUCUGUCUCUGUGUAGACUAUCAUAGCCUGCGGAUCUGUGGACUGGUCUUUGGCGUGGUACUCUUCACGCUGGGCAUCCUCCUCAUCCUCAGUAAGUCUUCAUACUUCAGUAAGUCUAACUACGCCACACAUAUUUUAUGCUCUUUGAUUGUUGAUUAAGAUCAUGAUAAUGAUUUGUUGUCCAUUCUAGGCCGAAAAUGUCGCUGCAGUUCCAAUCAGGAGAAGAAGCCCAAGUAAGUCAGCAAUUGUGCCUGAUUGGUAGAUUACAUUUCUGCUCUGAUGUUAUGGGGCUGUGUUCUCCAUCUCUGUUCACCAUGACAACCAACAUCUGUCCUUUUGGUUCUAUUGCAGGGCCCCUGGAGACGAAGAGGCUACGGCAGAGACCCUAAUCGUGUCCAAGGGUGAGACAACUGUCACUACCCACUCACCCCUCACACACCCCUGAGAACACCCUUGACACCAAUCCAUAGUUAUGUUCAACCAUUGGGAAUUAUUCUUUGUAGUCGAUGCCUAGGUCCCCCCUGUUUCGGCCACUUUGAAAUGACUACCCCAACCUGACUGACUUUUCAUGAAGUCAUAUGAGUUUCCUUGGUUCCCCCUCUUCUGUCCAAACACAGCUAAGGAGCCAGAGCCAGAGCCUGAAGCUAAGGCUGAAAACUGAGUCAGCCCAAACAGACUGCCCCCCACCUGACCGACGAUCAACCAUAUCUGCCACUGAACCACCAGUGGUGGAAAAAGUACCCAAUUGUCAUACUCAAGUAAAAAUAAAGAUACCUUAAUAGAAAAUGACUCAAGUAAAAGUGAAAGUCACCCAGUAAAAUACUACUUGAGGAAAAGUGUAAAAGUAUUUGAUUUGAAAUAUACUUAAGUAUCAAAAGUAAAUGUAAUUUCAAAAAUAUACUUAAGUAUCAAAAGUAAAAGUAUAAAUCAUUUCAAAUUCCUUAUAUUAGGCAAACCAGACUAUUUAUUUUACACUCAGACAUAAUUUAAAAAUGAAGCAUUUGUGUUUAGUCAGUCCGCCAGAUCAGAGGCAGUAGGGAUGACCAGGGAUGUUCUCUUGAUAAGUGCGUGAAUUUGACCAUUUUCCUGUCCUGUUAAGCAUUCAAAAUGUAACGAGUACUUUUGGGUAUCAGGGAAAAUGUAUGGAGUAAAAAGUACAUUAUUUUCUUUAGGAAUGUAGUGGAGUAAAAUAAAAACUUGUCAAAAAUAUAAAUAGUAAAGUAAAGUACAGAUACCCCAAAAAAUUACUUGAAGUGGUAUUUUAAAGUAUUUUUACUUAAGUACUUUACACCACUGUGAACCACUACCUAAGGACCAACACAAUGACCAUGACGGUGAUGGCGACAAAGAUGAUAACGCUGACGAUGACAAAGAUGAUACCGAUGAUGAAGAAGAAUUAUGAUGAAUGAAGAUGAUAAUGAAGAAUGAAGAUGAUGCAAAAGGAAUACUGUAGAUAGAAGUGUGUAGAGGGGGGUGGGGGGGAUAAUGCAGAUGUAAAUAAACCUCUAGCCUAUUGUUCCGUGCUCGGUGUCUGUAUACGUGUCUCAGUGAUCUCGUGUGCACCUGUGCCUUUCUGCGACAGUCUGUCUCCAGUUUGUUGUAUUAGCCAGUGACACCUUUUUGCAGAUCGUCUUUACCCCAGUUCUUAAUAAUAAGAGAUGUUGUUCUUGUUUGUGUUUAGCUUAUAUUCUGUGUUUCUGUCAUCUUUACUGUUUGCUAUAUUUUUAUGAGUUGUUAUUAUCACUACCACUCUUGUAACAAUUGUCCUCAAUGCCGUUUUUCACGUGGUAGAUUAUAUACAAUAUAUACAUGCAUAUAUUAGUAUAAAUAGCCUAUACACAGUAUACAGUUAUAGCUAUAUAUAUUUCAAUAUAUGUGUGCCUGUGUGGGUACAUGAGUUUGGGUGGUGUGUUUGUAUGUGUGUGUCUGAGAGUUAGUGUGUAUUUGACAGUUGCGCCUUACACACAAGAAUCCAACUGCCACAGUUUGCUGACCAAGCACAAGAAUGCAUCAGAGUUAACUAGGAGCUCACCAACAGUACACACUGUAGUAAAGUGAGCUCCUACAUCAGCUGUAUCACUGCCUUGUCCUAGACAACCGUCCAAUCUAGUCUCCUCCUCUGUCAUUGGCCGAGCCGGGCGAUACCGCCCUCAGAGGCAGGCUAUGAUUGGACGGUUCCCAUACACACACCAGUGCCGCAAAUCUGUGUCCUCUAUCGUUUAGUUGAGAAGUUACAGUAGCCGAUUGCAAAAUCAGUCUCUCAACCAAUGGUGUCUUGCUGUUUUGUAUUGUAUGAUUGAUCAUGCAUUUAGUUAAUGAGAGAGUGGGCCUGUGUGUGAGUGAGAGAUAGUGUGUGUGAGAGAGUUUCUGUGUAGACACUAACUGUGCCAGGGUCAUAGUUUUAGACGCCAAAUUAGGUGAAGAAAAUAAAAGGAAAAUAUAAUUUUCUCUGUAUCAGACGUCAGGUAAAGCUUAUGUCAUGCAUUCAGAUAUAUGGAGUCUUAUGCAGAGUAUCAUUGUUACAAAAAAAACUGUCACGACAAUAAGUAACUGCUCUGUUCAUUCUGUGCAUAAGGUUGUGUUGUAUAGCUGCAUUUUGUGCUUUUAACAUAGAAAUAAAGUGUCUAUCACCAAUAACCUUCACGUAUUUGUUAAUUUAUACAGUUUUAGUUGUAAUUUUAUCUUAUGGUUUACUUGUAUAGUUUAAUUAUGGAGAAAAAUAGCCACCAACCACUGCUCAUCUGUGAUUCUGGUCAUACUUGUGGUAAGCUACAAAGUCAUACUACCAAGAACUACAACACAAUGACAAUGCAAUCAACCUGCCAAUGUCGAACUCAAAGUCACUCAAGGUUGUAUGAGUGCUACUUCAAAGGUAGGGUACAAAAUGGCGUGAAUUUCCUCCUAGGUUAGUCACAGUAAUGUGAAAACUGCGCCUCAAUGAUUCCAAAGGUUACCAUCUUACACUAUUUAUAAGCUCUGAAGGCCACACUUUAUAGGCCCAUAAACAUGUAAAUGGAUGGCUGGUGGGGUAGGGCAAGCCGGGCAGGCUGAAUUGUGGGUGUCACAGAGUGAGAGAUGGGGGAGUGAAUGGGGUAGACGGGGCAGGAGGUGACUGGACUGCAGCUGACUACAGAGACAGAAGGACACACUCAGCCAGAGGAGCCUUCCAGCACCACAGGUCCACAGGUGAGUCCAAUCUGGAUGUACUGAAUGCUAUGACUAGAGAUUGAUAGACCGUUAGUACUUCAAAUACAUAAUACUUGAUGAUACCGAGGAGCACUUGUUGGAUAAAUGUAUACCUACUUGUUGAAUUAUUGUUUAUUUAACUCAAGCAACUCAUAAGCAAUCACAGCUAGCUAGUUGGGAAAUACUUUACAGUUGGGAAAAGGGCCAGCUUUUCAUGCAUCAUCUGCUUUUGAUCACAAUCUUUAUCAUAUCAAUAACAUGGUGUAUUACUCUUCGAUACAAACAUAUUGAUCAGUGAAAGACAAAACUAUGCUGGUCUAUAAUUACACUGUAUAAUAUUAUCGAACUAGCAAUAAGCCUUUAUUGAUGUUCACUUUCUCAGGGUGCUCUACAAAUCAGAUUUUACUCGUCUACAUGCGCCAAAUGCAACGGGUGUAAACUUUACCUGCAAAAUGCUUGCUUACAAGCCGUUCCCAACGAUUCAGAGUUUAAAAAUAAUAAUGCCAUAUUGAGUAGAUGUAAAAGCAGAAGUAUUCUUGUCUCAUAUGAAUGAAUGCCUUUUAGAGGGUGAUUGUAGGGGGUGUCAAGAUUAAUGAAUUGAGUUGACAUUUAGGCAAUGAAUACCUUUUCUAUUUAAGUAUGUCACUUAUACAUUGAAAAACCACACACACAGAAUACUUAAAUACACAGGUCUACACACACGCACAUACACUCUCACAACUCGUACUUACAUACACGAGACUACCCGAACAAAAUAGACUCAGGGAUGUUUUAAUCUCACAAUCCAUGUAAGUUAAUGAUUAAAGAGGAGAGAUUUAGCUCAAAAGAACAGAACAGAGUACUGUGUGUGUGUGUGUGUGUGUGUGUGUGUGUGUGUGUGUUGUGUGUGUGUGUGUUGUGUGUGUGUGUAAAUCAUUAUCUCUACUACCCUCUCUAGAAAUUAGUCAGAUAUAAAGGCUGAAGAUGAAGAAUGAGCUAAAGCAUUUUGUUUGGACAUCUAGAGUUCCUUAUCCUGUCAACGGACUUUCAUAAAACCUGGAUAAAACCAUUAAAAACCAUUCCCCAGAUGUAUUAACCUCUACGGGAUCGGUGCCCCAUAUACGGGACGGUUGAGCUAACGUGCGCUAAUGUGAUUGGCAUGGCUGUUGUAAGUAACAGCAAACUUUCCAGGACAUAGACAUGUCUAAUAUGGGCAGAAAGCUUAAAUUCUUGUUAAUUUAACUGCACUGUCCAAUUUACAGUAGCUAUUACAGUGAAAAAAUGCUCUUGUUUGAGGAGAGUGCACAACAACAAAAAACGUAUCACGGCAACUGGUUUGAUCCAUUCACCUCUGAAGGUAAAUAAUGUACUUACAUUCAGUAAUCUUGCUCUGAUUUGUCAUCCUAAGGGUCCCAGAGAUAAAAUGUAGCAUAGUUUUGUUUGAUAAAAUCAAUUUUUAUAUUCAAAUGUAGGAACUGGGUUCUACAGAUUGAACCCCUGCUGUCUCUGGCUCCACACCCACCCCGCCCGGCCAUCUAGAUGUGUGAAAGUUAGUGUAUAAGCUAAUGUUCCAUCAUGUAUGACAUUCCUGGGAGUGUGUAAACUUACAUUUUGUAUUACCAUUUCAUUUUUGAAUGUUCUCUAUAGUUAUGUACUUGAAAAUGUAUAAAUUGACCAAUUAGGCACAUUUGGGCAGACUUGACACAAAAUAGUCCAGAAUUGCAAUGAUUAACUGGAUCAAUCUGAAACGUUGCACACACACUGCUGCCAUCUAGUGGCCAAAAUCUAAACUGCGCCUAGACUGCAAAAUUAUAUAAUGGCCUUUCUUUUGCGUUCAAAGAUGAUGAAGAAAAAAUUGUAUUAUCUUUUACCAAAUCUAAUGUGUUAUAUUCUCCUACAUUAAUUUCACAUUUCCACAAAAUCCAAAGUGUUUCCUUUCAAAUGGUAUAAAGAAUAUGCAUAUCCUUGCUUCAGGUCCUGAGCUACAGGUAGUUAGAUUUGGGUAUGUCAUUUUAGCCGAAAAUUGAAAAAAAGGGUCCGAUCCUUAAGAGUUUAAAAACAGAUUAUUGGAAUGUAAUCUAUCUGAAUCCAUAACCACAUGAGACAAUGGAUUUCAGAACUAACAUAAUGCCUGUUUUCAUUGGUAACGAUACUGACAUAAAUGAUUUGCUAACUAGACAAACAAAGAUAUGUUACAUAUUGACCACUUUUUCCCUGUCAGCAAUGCCAGUGCCAAACCAAAACAGAUUUUCUAAGCAUACCAAACUACAAUGGAUGACUAGGGACCCAUCAAAUGUUAUUGUAGACAUGGAUACAGCUUUUGUAUAUCUCUUACUCAUUUCCUUCAUCCUAACAGACACUCAAACAGACCAGCCUCCAUGUCCGCCGCUGGAGGUACGUUUUACACUACUGAAUUUCAAUUACCGGUACUAGACACAAAUAGCCCAGUUUUUUCCCCAGAGGUCUAAAGUUUUGACUCACUAGGUUAUAUUAAAGUUCAUGAUGAUUUACCAUAAUAUAUUUAAUUUGUCCUAUAUACAAAACAUAUAUAACAACCUGGAGAUCUUGCCCAUAGGUGUCCCCUCCCGUCCCAGUUUUCUCUUAUAUCAUGGGUUUUGCAGGCAAUAGCCACAACCUGUGGCCUGAUCAUGUUUCAUGUACACCAUUAGCCAGUCAGGUAAUGGGCAGAAAGCCACAGGAAACCAUGUGCUAGCUCUGUUCUUGUUCUAGCUACACAGUAAACAUUGAUUUACUAUGCUAUAGCCACAGAGACCGACACAAGCUAGCUAGCUUCAACUGUGAGACAUACAGUACAUAUCCCAAAGCACCUUCACAUACUCAAACAAACCACUCUCAGUCACCACUACUUCCCAUUGACUGAGUGAGACACAACAUAUUAGCCUGCUCCUUAUCUAUAUGGAGCAGUCAAACAAAACAGGGACCAUGUUGGCAUGACCUGCUCUGGGAGAUUUACAUUGACUUUCUGUGGGUCAGGUAGACUUUUGAGUCAGUCAUAUAUUAUUAGACACCGGGUCGUUCGAGCCCUGGAUGCUGAUUGGCUGAAAAUCAUGGUACUGUAUAUGAGACAAUAUACCACAGGUAUGAUGCAAAACUACUUGUUUACUGUUCUCAUUACGUUGGUAACCUGUUUAUAAUAGCAAUAAGGCACCUCAGGGGUUUGUGGUAUAUGGCCAAUAUACCGCUGGGAGACUGAAUAUACGACGGCUGAGGGCUGUAUCUAGGCACUCUGCGUUGCGUCGUGCUUAAAAACAGCCUUUAGCCAUGGUAUAUUGGCAAUAUACCACAUCCCCUUGGGUCUUAUUGCUUAAACAUUCUAUGCUCUGAACUCUGGUAGCCCCCAAAACUAGGCCCCUAUAUGGCAAUGAAAGCCAGGGGGCUGGAGGUGGGUGUGUAUGUGUUGACAUUUACAUUUACAUUUUACAUUACAUUUAUGUUGACCAUUACUUCAACACUAAUCUCGGUUAACCCAGAACAAAAAUCUUGCAGAAUUGAGUUUAUGUAGUCUGUCCACUAGAGAUUACCUCAACACAAACCAGUUCAAGGGAAUAUACAACAUACAGUAUGGUGUAUGUUUGUUUAUGUACAUUGGAUGGGGAUCAUUGAACUGCAUGGCAUUUGGAAUUGGGCCACAGAAAAUCUAAAUCCAUGAAUAUAGACAGGAGCCUCCUGUGUAGGCAGCCAUUGACGCUUACCCAGAUCCAUGUAGAGGGAAUCAGAGGGGACCACUUUACUUCAUUAUGAGUCUACCCCUCUCCUGGGACAACAGUAUGUUUCUCUGUCUACUCUAUAUCUGUCACUCCUCUGAGUGUAUUGGCCUGUAGAGUGUAGAUAUCCUCUUGGAUCUUAUCUCGUGUUCUCUGCUCUCUCCUCAGCUCCUGAGUACGACCCUGAUGCAGAAUUUGUGUAUGGUAAGAGACAACAAAAUGGUACUGCACGAAAUCAUUAUCUGAUAGAGAUAGUAAUUUGGUAAUUUGAUAAUGCCUAAUGGCAAGGAGAGAAUGAGAGAGAAUGAGAGAGAGACAGAGAGCGAGAGACAGAGACAGAGAGAGAAAAAGAGAGAGAUGUUACCAUGGGUAAGCUUAUGAUGAGUGUGUCCUCUGUGUUGUAGACUACCAGACUCUGUGUAUUGGAGGUCUGACCUUCGUUGCAGUCAUCAUGAUCCUGUCUGUUCUCCUGCUGGCAAGUGAGUCCCCAGACCAGACUGUGUGUGUGUGUGUGUGUGUGUGUGUGUGUGUGUGUGUGUGUGUGUGUGUGUGUGUGUGUGUGCACUCUCUCCAACCUGACUGACUUAAAGCGAUCUAAAAAACCCACCUUAAACCAAUUUAAUGAUAGUGUUCUCUAUUGCCUUGCUGUCUUUUAGGGGCAUGGGAAGUACUGUAAUAGACUGUAUCAUCAGUACUCACUGAUUGUUUUACAUUCUCAUCCCCUAGGCAACAAAAUCCGCCGGUGUGGAAAGCCCAGGGUGAGUGUCCUGAUAUCAGACAAUGGAAUACAAAAAAUAUGAGAUAUAGGCUACAUCUUGAAUAUGUGAGGCAGUCCAAAUCCCUCCUUCAUUGGUCAAUGAAUAAAUAUGUGGUAUUGUUGAAACCAUAGUGAUCCAUUGAGCAAGUUGUUCUCAAAGAAAGCAGUUAUGAAGCAGUAUUUAAGUGAUAUCUGCUGGUCAUUUUGAGACAUAGAGUAAGGGGUCUGGAAGACUUACUUGACUGAAGCGCUUGGCUCCUGUAAGGAGCAUAGGCCGUUGAUGAAUGCCCUCCAUCUCACUCGAUUUGGGCCAAGUUUUUCCAGGUCACACCAGUUGUGGCAGCUCUCAGUGAUUUCCGCCUGGACGUCUCUCCUCCAAGUGUUUCUUGGGUACUGGAAGAACACAAGAUUUUUCAUGAAUGAGGAAUGGUGGUCCACAAUGUAUAUCGUUUUAAUGAAUCAGCUGUACAUAUUGCUAUAUGUAAUAGUAUGAGUAAUUUAGGCUUUCAUUUACAGUCAUACCAAAAUACAUGUGUUAAAUACUUGACUGUUAGAGCUAUCUACUACACCUGAAGGGAGGAAUAUAAAUGGCAUUGUAACAGUCACUAUUUUUACAAGUCACUAUUUUUACAAGAGAAUAUUCAGUGAAUAUUCAGUGAAUUAUAUUGUUAAUGUCCUGCCCCUCUGCUAUGUGUGUUCCAGCCAAAGAAAGGUUGAAGAGGAACACCUACCGUAGGACGGCUGGGCACUUGUAUGUUGUUGACUGUAAUGUGUGA